Molecule: messenger RNA, 1438 nt
Organism: Phragmites australis (common reed)
Lineage: Eukaryota; Viridiplantae; Streptophyta; Magnoliopsida; Poales; Poaceae
Product: glutamyl-tRNA reductase-binding protein, chloroplastic
Exons: 13
Coding region: 107-1132 (341 amino acids)
Source: RefSeq, a predicted model, not a curated record
GCAGCUGCCGUGCCGUGCGAACACCAAGCGGCCAGCGAGGCUCCGCUCGCCGCUUGCACGCAGACGCUGGCACCGGGACGUGCUCACUGGCGCACGCGUGCACGCGAUGAGGCCCUUCCUGCUCACGCCGGGCGCCGCCCGCCUCGCGUCGGCGGCCCCCUCGCCGUCAACGUUCUCGCGCCUACUCCUCCCGCUCCACCUACAAAAUAAUGGCUGGCGCAACCACCGCCGUAACGUCCACUCCUCCUCCCCUCUCCUCUACCCGCGCCUCCGCAAUCGCCGCUGCGGCCGUUUCUUCGCGUCCUCCCAGAUGGCGGCGCCUGCCGAUGCCCCCGGCGGAUCCGCGGACGCGUUCGAGGUGAUCCGUGCCCACCAGGCGAAAGCUGCUCGUCUUCCUCCUGUUGAAGAAAUUCGGAUAAUUUUGGAUCGAAGUGUCAGGGGUGUUCUUGCCACCCAUUCUCAGGAGCAUGCUGGUUAUCCAUCUGGUUCAAUGGUCGAUUUUGCAUGUGACCAGGAUGGUUCGCCCAUAUUAGCAGUGAGUAGUUUAGCAGUUCAUUCAAAGAAUCUCUCUGGAAAUCCUAAAUGCUCACUUCUCGUUGCCAAAGACCCCGAGGACAGGACAGAUACUGUAAUUACUGUAUAUGGUGAUGCUGUCCCUGUUUCUGAUGAAGAAAAAGAUUCAGUGAGAAGUGCGUACCUUCGAAGACAUCCUGAGGCUUUUUGGGUUGACUUUGGUGACUUCAGUUUCCUGCACAUUAAACCGAAAGCUGUGCGCUAUGUAUCUGGUGUUGCAACUGCUCUCCUUGGCUCUGGAGAAUUCAAUGCCGCUGAGUGCAAGGAAGCAAAAGUUGACCCAAUAUCUCAAUUCUCUACUCCUAUUACAAGCCACAUGAAUAAGGAUCAUGCUGAUGAUACGAAGCUCAUUGUGCAACACUCAACCACUGUUAAGGUGGAUUUUGCUUAUAUGCUGGAUGUGGAUAGCCUUGGUUUCAAUGUGAAGGCUGGUUAUGAUGGAAGUGUUCUGAAGUUGCGUAUUCCCUUCCCUAGGCAGGCGCAAGACAGGAAGGAUGUUAAGACACUAAUUGUGGAAAUGCUCCAAGCUGCAAGAGCCUCAUCUUCACAUGCCGAAUGAUGUCAUCUGGAAGGUGAUGGAUUUGCCGAUGUAAACGAAGGAAAACCAAGAUCAACAAGAGCUCUUAGGUUUCCGUUCAGUCUCAGCACCAGUUGAAGAUGGAGCCACAGAAAUAUCAUGGUUUGAUACGUCACUUUGCUGUAUAUAACCAAGAACAGCUUACGUGAAGCACUUCCAGUUGAACAAAUAAAAGCGACUUGCAUACCACACUGAAGCGCUUCGCUCCCAUGCAACUAUUUUAGCUGAUUGUUCACCAAACAAAAGGCUAUCUUAUUGCAAGGAUACAAAAAAUGUUAACAGCUAAAA